Molecule: messenger RNA, 2505 nt
Organism: Aaosphaeria arxii CBS 175.79
Lineage: Eukaryota; Fungi; Ascomycota; Dothideomycetes; Pleosporales
Product: P-loop containing nucleoside triphosphate hydrolase protein
Exons: 3
Coding region: 7-2487 (826 amino acids)
Cellular component (GO): intracellular anatomical structure; catalytic step 2 spliceosome
Molecular function (GO): ATP binding; RNA binding
Source: RefSeq, a predicted model, not a curated record
UCAACAAUGUCGAGAAAACGGAAGCAGGGCCACACCGGGGAUGCGGAGUCGGCCAAUAAUCUUAAUCUUACGUGCAAGGGUACCGGGACUAAACGCAAGUUUGAAGAUGAAGCUGUCCAGAACAGCACCUCAGGAGGACGGAAGAAGAACAAGAGUCAAGACAUACCCAUCCGCAAGGGCGCUGGAAGACUGACGAAGUUUGAUGACGACGACGCAAACGAAGUAUCUCAAGAGCCCAUAGCGAUAACUCAGAAUGGUAAACCGACAGGUGCAUCUUCAUCAUCAUCUGCAUCCCUUCAACCACCUUCUAAGGUUGCAUCGAAGCCCCCGCGGAACUACCAUAGGUCAGAAGGUGCAGAAAAGUUUGAAAGGAAGACGCAGCGGCACCACGAGUCCAAAGGAAAGUUCCCAUCCAAUACUCAUAACGAGACGAAACACAAUGCGCCAAAUCCAUCCAUUCAGCUUGUGAAGCGACGCGAUGCACUUCUCCCUGGACGGAAAUCGCUUCCUAUAUGGCCCCAUGCUGAAAGCAUUCGUUCUGCACUACGGAAGAACAAUGUACUUGUCCUGACGGGUGAGACGGGUUCCGGAAAGUCGACACAAGUCCCUCAAUUUUUGACAUCGGAGCCAUGGUGCACAAAAUGUAUUGCGAUAACUCAGCCUCGUCGAGUGGCUGCGAUUUCGCUUGCACGACGUGUAGCAGAAGAGAUGGGAAGCUUAAUGGGGAACCAAAGUCCAGCAGCCAAAGUUGGCUAUAGCGUUCGUUUUGAUAACGCAAGUGGGCCGAACACCCGCGUCAAAUUUCUUACAGAGGGUAUGCUGCUGCAAGAAAUGCUCCGAGACGCCAACCUCGAACAGUACAGCGCGAUAGUUGUUGACGAAGUUCACGAACGAAGUGUCAAUGUGGAUUUGAUCCUUGGAUUUCUGAAAGAGCUUGUUGCGCGAGGCAUGGGGAAGAGGAAGCACCCACUGAAGGUGGUGAUCAUGAGUGCUACCGCUGAUGUGGAUGCACUCGUCAAUUUCUUCGAUCAAAAUGCCGACUCAAACACUGGAAGUAGCGCAAAUUCUGCAGACAACAGUGCGGCAACCGAGCCGGUCGAUUCUAAAUCUGUGUCUAAAUGCUUCGUGGAAGGUCGCCAGUAUCCCGUGAAAAUGACUUAUUUGCCGAAUCCGACACAAGAUUGGGUAGAAUCUGCGCUGAAGCUGAUUUUUCAGAUUCACUACAAGGAACCAUUGCCUGGAGAUAUUCUCGUAUUUCUUACUGGACAAGAUACAAUAGAAAGUCUGGAAAAGCUUGUCAACGACUACGCAGAGGGUAUGGAUAAGGAUGUUCCGAAGCUCUUAGCAUUGCCACUCUUCGCUGCGUUACCACAGCAUGCGCAGCAGCGAAUUUUCGAACCAACACCGAAUCGAACACGCAAGGUGAUCCUUGCUACUAACAUUGCUGAGACAUCCGUCACAGUACCAGGUGUCCGUUUCGUCAUUGAUUGUGGUAAAUCCAAGAUCAAGCAGUUCCGCAAUCGACUUGGACUAGAGUCACUCCUUGUCAAACCUAUUUCCAAAUCCGCAGCCAUUCAGCGAAAGGGCCGAGCAGGUCGUGAGGCCCCCGGUCAAUGUUACCGCCUGUAUACCGAAGAAGGUUAUGCAGAGAUGGAGGAGAGAACUACACCUGAGAUACUGAGAUGUGAUCUGAGUCAUGCAAUUCUGACUAUGAAAGCUAGAGGUAUAGACGAUGUCCUCAGUUUCCCAUUUUUGGAUCGCCCACCGAGAGAAGCAUUGGAGAAGGCACUCUUGCAAUUGUUACACCUCGGCGCCUUGACAGAUACUGGCAGCAUCACAGAAUCUGGAUCGCGGAUAGCGAAGCUACCACUCACACCUACCUUGGGCCGAGUUUUGGUUGAAGCAGUGGAACAAGAUUGCUUGGGUGACGCCAUUGAUAUUGUCUCAGCCCUCAGUGUCGAGAACAUAUUUCUCAAUCUGGUCACCGAGGAACGAAAAGAAGAAGCGGAGGAGGCUAGACGUGAAUUGUUCCGCCGCGAAGGUGAUCAUAUGACAUUGCUCGUCACUGUGCAACAGUAUGCCGAGGAGCACGCAGAUCGGAAGCUGUGGUGCCAGAAGCAUUUUGUGUCGCAUCGAGCAAUGCAAAAUGUCAUGAACAUUCGAAAACAGUUGCAUGAACAAUGCAAGAGACUUGGGCUUUCGGUCUCUGAAGAAAGGCCUCCGCCUUCAGACGCACAUACCAAAGCCAUACUGCAUUGUCUGUUGAAGGGGUUCAUAUCGAACACUGCACGGCUUAUGCCAGAUAGCAGUUACCGAACAUUGAUGGGAAAUCAGACUGUCUCUAUCCAUCCAAGUUCCGUCAUCUUCGGAAGAAAGACAGAAGGCAUCGUAUUCACCGAGUUUGUGUUCACAGGCAAGGCAUGGGCAAGAGGCGUGUCUGCAGUACAGCUUGAUUGGAUUACGGAAGUCGUGGAAAGCAUCAUGUGAUUUAUAGUAUAUAGAAGC